This is a messenger RNA of Erpetoichthys calabaricus (reedfish), 902 nucleotides long. It is a transcript of the gene mettl23, whose product is annotated as methyltransferase like 23. The coding region runs from base 32 to 730 and encodes 232 amino acids. Lineage: Eukaryota; Metazoa; Chordata; Cladistia; Polypteriformes; Polypteridae. The transcript is spliced from 5 exons. Gene Ontology annotation, cellular component: cytoplasm; nucleus. The record is from RefSeq and is a predicted model, not a curated record.
AGAUCCUCGAGUAAAGUUGCUUUCCUGCAGAAUGUGCGAUAUUCGGGCGCUUCGUCGGCAUUGCAAAGAUUUUUAUUUCAAGGAUGACGACCGGAUGACGGGUAGUCCUGGGCAUCUGUAUGUCCGAAUUCCAGAGGUUCUCGAUCCCCACUACAGCAUGUAUGUCUGGCCCUGUGCAGUGGUCCUUGCUCAGUAUGUUUGGUAUCACAAGGAGCACGUGAUUGGAAAAGGCAUUUUGGAGAUUGGAGCUGGUGUUGGUUUGCCAGGAGUGGUGGCUGCAAAGUGUGGGGCCAAAGUCAUUUUAUCUGACAGUGCCAGGUUUCCCGCUUGUCUGGAGAAUAGCCAAAGAAGCUGUGAGGCCAAUGGUCUCUCGGAUGUUGUUGUGUUGGGGAUUACUUGGGGCCAGGUGUCCCCCGAGCUUCUUGACCUUCCACAACUGGACAUUGUACUCGGAUCGGAUGUCUUCUUUGAACCCGAAGAUUUUGAAGAUGUUAUGAUGACGAUUUAUUUUCUUCUAAAGAAAAACCCAAAGGCUCAAUUCUGGGCGACAUACCAAGAAAGAAGUAGUGACUGGUCCAUUGAAGCAAUCCUACAGAAGUGGGAUUUACGGUGUGUUCACGUCCCUUUGGAGCUGUUCAAUGCAAACAAGGAAUGCUUAGCACAAUCUAAUUUACCUGGCAGACACAGUGUGCAGAUGAUCAUCAUCACAUUGAAAGACACAAACAUUUGAUUUGGGUUGAAGGUGAGCAAUGGCCAUAGCUGCUAUGCAAUGCAAGUUAAAUUCCAACUGGCAAAAUCAGUAAGGGCAGUAAGAGAUAAAAAGAUGGUUCAGCAGUGGGCACUAAGUAUUCAAGCUGUAAAAAAAAAAAUGAUCUGAGCUUGUCACCUGGAGCAAAAUCAAA